AUGCACAGCAACUCAGUUGCUUUCUUCGAGUCCGGAGUCGGUACCUUUGCUGCAACGGAAGAGCAACCUAAACAUUCAGCUAUUGUAAAUGCUUCGAGCUCCACUUCAGGACGAAGUGUGAAAUCCCAUCCUUUGUGCAGAGUGUGCUCUCAGCCUUACUCUUGGGUGGAGUUUACAAACCCAAAUUCGUGCAAAGUGCACAACAACUCAGUUGCACUCUUCGAGUCCGGAGUCGGCACAUUUGCUGCAACAGCAGAGCAACCUCAACAAAUGCUUAUUUAA
Plasmopara halstedii is the source of this 282-nucleotide messenger RNA. RefSeq lists its product as uncharacterized. The record is from RefSeq and is a predicted model, not a curated record. NCBI's taxonomy places the organism in Eukaryota, Oomycota, Peronosporomycetes, Peronosporales, Peronosporaceae. Bases 1 to 282 code for a protein of 93 amino acids. The transcript has 2 exons.